Colias croceus (clouded yellow) is the source of this 1357-nucleotide messenger RNA. RefSeq names its product putative nuclease HARBI1. The record is from RefSeq and is a predicted model, not a curated record. Bases 265 to 1320 code for a protein of 351 amino acids. Lineage: Eukaryota; Metazoa; Arthropoda; Insecta; Lepidoptera; Pieridae. The transcript is spliced from 3 exons.
GCCACACUCAGAGACGUUUAAUGGUUACAUAAGUCGUUCCUUAGUACAGAUUUAAAAAAGUUCGCUCUCAGAGACAGUUAACGAUUCAUUACCGUCCCUUAAUGACAAUUAAAGUUAAGUACAGCAAAACCUUUACUUAACUUUUUAAUGGUUGAUUUUGACAUUUGCGUUUGCGGACUUGAGGUUAUAUGUUUAUUUAUAAUAGGUACAAAAAUCACAUUUAGCAUUAAUUAAAAGUUUUUUCAAUAUUAAAGAUUGGUAAAGAUGUCUGAUCUCAUAGACUUUAUUGACUUUGUGGACUAUGCCAGAAGGAAUAGAGAAGUCGGGCCGAGGCGGUAUUUACGAGAUAAUUCUGAUCCCUUCAAAAAAUACUCUGUUCAGGAAUUCCAUGCACGAUAUAGAUUCACACCAGAUUCUGUAAAAAAUGUUAUAUUGCCUUUGCUGGCACCCGACCUAAGGAAACCAACGAAAAGAGGAUUACCAUUUGCUCCGGAAAUAAUGUUGCUGCUGACAUUACGCUACUUUGCUACAGGCAGUUUCCAGAAAUUGGAUGGAGAUGUCAUGAAUAUCUGCCAGCAGUCAGUUUCAAGGAUUAUUGCACAAGUCUCUGUAUUAAUAGCAAACAAAAUGAAAGAUUUUGUUAAAUUUCCAUCUACUGUAGAAGAAAUUAAUACAGUUAAGCACAAAUUUUAUGAAUUAGCUCAUUUUCCUGGAGUGAUUGGCUGUAUUGAUUGCACCCACAUUAAAAUAAGAAGUCCUGGAGGAAUAGCUUCAGAGGUAUACAGGAAUAGAAAAGGGUAUUUUUCAAUCAAUGUUCAAGCAGUCACAGGGCCAAACUUGGAAUUUUAUGAUUUAGUAGCCCGGUGGCCUGGCAGUACACAUGAUAGUUUUAUCUACAACAGCAGUGCUGUCAAGCAAAGACUAAAUACUGGUGUAUUAAAAGGGAUUAUUUUAGGGGACAGCGGAUAUGCAGUUAGCAAUGUGCUACUGACACCAUUUUUAUCACCCAAUUCAACUCCCCAAGAAAAUUAUAACAAAAGCCAAAUUAAAACCAGAAAUACUGUGGAAAGAUGUUUUGGCAUUUGGAAGAGAAGAUUUCCUUGUCUUCAAGUGGGAAUGGGUAUCAAGGUGGAUACAGUUGUGGCUGUCAUAUGUGCAUGUGCAACACUGCAUAACAUCGCAUUAUUAGUAGACGAUUUGGUGCCAAUGAACUGCGAAGACAUUCAUAUUCAAAAUGAUGAUGUUGUACCAAUUAGUGAAAACUCUAACAGCAAUGGCUUUAUGGUGCGACAAUCUUUGGUUGAUAGGUUUUUCUCUUAAUAUUAGUUUUUUAAUAAAUAAAAAUCCAUAAAAUAAA